Molecule: messenger RNA, 1650 nt
Organism: Chrysochloris asiatica (Cape golden mole)
Lineage: Eukaryota; Metazoa; Chordata; Mammalia; Afrosoricida; Chrysochloridae
Gene: METTL16
Product: methyltransferase like 16
Exons: 9
Coding region: 1-1650 (549 amino acids)
Biological process (GO): rRNA base methylation
Cellular component (GO): nucleus
Molecular function (GO): 23S rRNA (adenine(1618)-N(6))-methyltransferase activity
Source: RefSeq, a predicted model, not a curated record
AUGGCUCUCAGUAAAUCAAUGCAUGCAAGAAACAGAUACAAGGACAAACCUCCCGACUUUGCAUAUCUGGCAUCCAAAUACUCAGAUUUUAAGCAGCAUGUUCAGAUAAACCUGAAUGGAAGAGUGAGUCUAAAUUUUAAAGACCCUGAAGCAGUCAGAGCUCUGACUUGUACUCUCCUAAGGGAAGAUUUUGGACUUUCUAUUGAUAUUCCUCUGGAGAGACUAAUUCCCACCGUUCCUUUGAGACUCAACUAUAUUCAUUGGGUUGAAGAUCUCAUUGGUCACCAGGACUCUGACAAAAAUACUCUCCGAAGAGGAAUUGAUAUAGCCUUAAAUGGCUGGUAUUUCCUUGCAACGGAAGUGGAUGAUAUGUGCUUCAACUAUGCAAAGAAAAAUGUGGAACAGAAUAAUUUAUCUGACCUCAUAAAAGUGGUUAAAGUACCCCAGAAGACCCUCCUGAUGGAUGCUCUUAAAGAAGAAUCUGAGAUAAUCUAUGAUUUUUGCAUGUGCAACCCUCCCUUCUUUUUUCACCAGAUCCUUUUUGUUGUUGUUCAGGGUGUGAACUCUCGAAAUCCUCGAAGACCUCCACCUAGUUCUGUCAAUACCGGAGGUAUCACAGAGAUCAUGGCAGAAGGAGGUGAAUUGGAGUUUGUUAAAAGAAUCAUCCAUGACAGUAUACAACUUAAAAAAAGAUUAAGGUGGUAUAGCUGUAUGCUGGGGAAAAAGUGUAGUCUGGCUCCUCUAAAGGAAGAGCUUCGCAUACAAGGGGUUCCUAAAGUCACCUACACUGAGUUCUGUCAAGGUCGGACAAUGAGAUGGGCUUUGGCAUGGAGUUUUUAUGAUGAUGUCACAGUGCCAUCGCCACCAAGUAAACGAAGAAAAUUGGAAAAGCCACGGAAACCAAUUACAUUUGUUGUUUUGGAAUCUGUGAUGAAGGAAUUAUCCCUUAAAGCAUCAUCGUCUUUGGGUUCUGAGACCAUGGAAGGCAUAGUGGUUGUGACAACAUGGAUUGAAAAAAUUCUCACCGAUCUGAAGGUCCAGCAUAAGCGAGUUCCCUGUGGAAAGGAAGAAGUUAGCCUUUUCCUAACAGCCAUAGAAAACUCCUGGAUUCAUUUAAGGAGAAAGAAAAGAGAUCGAGUGAGACAAUUGAGAGAAGUUCCCCGAGCUCCUGAGGGCAUCAUCCAAGCCUUGGAAGAGAAAAAAUCCACUCCCAAAGAGUCUGGCAAUAGCCAAGAUUUGGUCCAGGGUCCCCAGAAGAGUGCCCCUGCUCUUCAGGAAGGCGAGCCUGUCACUGUUAAGGGCCACUGCCUUAACCAGCAUUCCCUUUCCCAAGAAGAAAACCCAGAGCCCAUGGAGGAUGAAAGGAGUGAGGGAAAGGGAGGGGUGGAGGUUUUGGAAAGUUGUAAAGGCUUUAGCAAUGGACCCCAGGACGGAGAGGCAUCUGAGCAGUUCAGCAACCCAGUGGCUGAAAAAGGGAAACAUCUCCAAGAAGUGGCUGGACAUUAUCUGUUUAAGUGUUUGAUAAAUGUUAAGAAGGAGGUAGAUGAUGCGUUAGUUGAAAUGCAUUGGGUUGAGGGCCAAAACAGGGAUUUGAUGAACCAACUUUGUACCUAUAUACGUAACCAAAUUUUCAGGCUUGUUGCUAGUUAA